Serpula lacrymans var. lacrymans S7.9 is the source of this 746-nucleotide messenger RNA. RefSeq lists its product as uncharacterized. The record is from RefSeq and is a predicted model, not a curated record. Lineage: Eukaryota; Fungi; Basidiomycota; Agaricomycetes; Boletales; Serpulaceae. Gene Ontology annotation, molecular function: peptidyl-prolyl cis-trans isomerase activity. The transcript is spliced from 8 exons. The coding region runs from base 38 to 364 and encodes 108 amino acids.
ACACCUCUCCGUUCCAUAGUCAUCGUCAGACGGUACAAUGGGUGUGACAAUCGAAAGAAUUUCUUCCGGUGAUGGUGUAACCUUCCCCAAAAAAGGUGAUAAAGUCACAAUACAUUACGUCGGUACCCUUCUCAAUGGCCAAAAGUUCGAUUCGAGUAGAGAUCGGGGUUCUCCAUUCGAAACAGAGAUCGGUGUUGGUAAAGUAAUCAAAGGCUGGGACGAAGGCGUUCCACAACUAUCGGUUGGCGAGAAAGCCAUUCUCACAGCCACUCCAGAUUAUGCUUAUGGUGCCCGUGGAUUUCCUCCAGUCAUACCUCCUGAGUCGACGUUGCGUUUUGAAGUCGAGCUACUCAAGAUUAACUAAUCGUUGUGUUGCAUGUCAUUGUGUAGGUUUUGAGAUGGGUUUUGCUUUCGGUUUUCUAUGACUGCACUGUGUUAUAACAAUUCCAUUCUGUAUGUUCAUGCAUUCUUUUUGGCUCAAUUAGUGAGACCGGCAGAUUCCAACGCAAAGCAGCGACGGCGUUCUCGUCAGUCCUUAUCUAUCAAUCUACAGAAGCUGAAGAUUAUCGAUCAGUUCGUGCGACGCAUUGCUAUGGCAUUCAGUAGUUCUCUAUGGCGUUCUUCCCUUGUCCUACGGCAUUCCUCAGCGAAUGAUAUAAUAUCAGCCCGCAAAUUCUGAUGCUCUUCUGCUAAUGCAGCUACUAAUUGGCGCGUCUCUUCGCAUGGUUCCUGUCGUCUCUCUUCCC